AAUUUGCAUCUCUCUACCUAACUUUCUUGAAGAAAAUUGGGUCAUACUUUAUAUUACAUUGUCAUUGUUGCAGUGCUACUAUGUAAUAACGUAACUUAAUGUUAUUUUUUAAUGUUAAUAACAAACUUUUAUUGCAUAAGCUCGUAAUUAAACAGGUUGUUGUAAUUGCUUUUGUUAACCCUUUAUUUAUCCGUUUAUUAUUUAGCUCCUUAGCUUUUCAACGUGUUACACUGGAUUGUAAAGUGUUACAGAAAAUGUCAAUUCCUGCAGAUAAAGUAUGUGAUUUUUUUGCCAAUUAAUGUGCAUGUUUAAACUGCCCAAUCACAUUGUGCAAAGUGGACUUCGGGACAUUUGUCAAGUAAUUAAGUGUUUGCACUGCAAAUUGCUUGGGGAACAAGUGUGCAUCGGGGUACGUCCAACUUCACAGGAAGUUGAAGAGGGGUUAUUACCCACAAGCCAUUUUGUACCACCUUGAAUAUGUGCACUUCCCUACUGUAUAGCAUGUCAAAUGAACAUUGUGAUCAAAUAUGCAGAAAUUAUGAAACGGUAGGCAAAAAUAUCCAAAAUUGAUGGAUUAUAUCUGCUGACAUUGUGAGGUGUGCAGACAGGAAACUUUUCAGUCCCAUAAGACCUAUUAAGCUGAGGAGUUGUCAGAUUCAGAAAAGCUGACAAAUAAAAAUAAAAAUGAUGAGCCGGGUAGCUCUUUCCACAUGUAAGCUCUAUAUGUACCAGGAAUGUUGGUCCCACUACUCAAUUAGUCUAUUUUAGUCUACAUAUCAAGUCUAUAUUAGUCUGUAUCUAAUCUUUUUUCAAAUCUAGUACAAAUUCUGAUAGGAUGGAAUUUUUUAAUUAUUAUUUAGAGUAAUGGAAAAAAAGUGCUUUUCAUGCUGUUUUAGAGCAUGUAAAGCGAGAUGAUUACCCAGAAGACAUGACAUUUUCAUUUUAAACAUUAGUCAUUUUUUGCUGAAUUAAGUAUUUGAAUACAUAAUACCAUAUUUAAUUAUUACAUACAUUUAUGUUUUAAAAAAUAUGCCUGAUUGUAGUGUUGUUAUCUGUGACUGAUUGUCCCAAAUGACCAAAUCUUGUCAGGUGAAGUGAACGUCUGUCCCCUGCUGAGUGCGUAAGGUGCACUGAACAUUAAGUAGAGACCGCAAGAAUCAGAAUGCAGAUAAUUAUUGCUUUUUAAAACAGGUUUCCAAAAACUCCCCUGUCAGCCAUUGGUUUGCUGAACAGAUAGUCCCACCCUAAAGUCCCACCACAAAACAACAGUGUGUUUAGACUUUCUGUGGGAAUCAGCCUACAAAUGGUUUACUUAUUGUUGUUUCUGUGUUUAAAUUUAGGAUAGAAGGAAGUAUUUGGGGUUUUAAAAAUACAUAUUUAACGUUGUUUGCUAAUAAUGCUGAUUGUUGUGUGUUGUAUGGUUUUUAUUGCUGACACACUCAGAAAGACCCACUGUGACAGUCCUAAACUUCUCUUAUUGUUUUUUUUUGUCAGCAGCUUUGAAAAGCAGCGCAAUAGGCAGCCCGCAUGGAACGAGCAGGAAGCAUCCAACUUGAUAUUCCGGACUUCAGCAACUCCGUCCUGUCGCAUCUGAACCAGUUGCGAAUACAGGGCCGUCUAUGUGACAUUGUGGUCAAUGUUCAGGGCCACAGUUUUCGUGCCCACAAGGUGGUCCUCGCCGCCAGCUCACCGUACUUCAGGGACCACAUGUCACUGAGCGAGAUGAGCACCGUCUCCAUAUCAGUGAUACGCAACCCAACCGUGUUUGAACAGCUCCUUUCAUUUUGCUACACGGGACGCUUGUGCUUGCAGCUCGCCGAUAUUAUCAGCUACCUGACGGCAGCCAGCUUCCUUCAGAUGCAGCACAUCAUUGACCGUUGCACCCAGAUUUUAGAGGGAAUCCACUUUAAAAUCAGUCUGUCAGAUAUGGAGGAGGAGCUCGGGAAUGGGGCCCACAGGACCGCCAACCAAACCAUUGAGUCAGGAAGAGGUGGGACCGGGCUAGCUGGGUCCCGCUCCCUUAGUCCCAGGCAUACCGGUUCCCGAUUGAUUGGCAAUACUGGGGUGAUUAACAUCCGUGAUGUGAGAGAAGUCCGAGAGAUAAGCCCCCCUUGGGAGUCCAUGAGCCCCCAGAUAGUGGAGCACAGUGGCAUUGGCUCAGAGGAGGUGGGAACUGGGAAAGAGCCCAUUCUCCGUAUUAACCGAGCCGGGCAGUGGUAUGUCGAGACAGGGGCUGAGGUGGAGAGAGGUGGAGAGGAGAACGUGCGGAUGGUGGAUGGGUUUCGGAUUAAGACGGAAAGGAUGGAUGAGUGGAUGGGGGCGGAGACCCAGGCGUCGGCGGAAGAGGGCAGUGGGGCCGAGGAGGGGCCAACGGUGAUGAUUGACACCUCAGGACGUAGCACACUGGUGCAGGAAGGAGGAAGAGGUGGGAAAAGCUCCCAGCCGUCCAGUAGCUUCAGUGAAACAGAGAGGUUUAGUCCAACAGGAAGCGUGGUUGUGAUGGCUGAUCGCCAGAGAGCCAAGAGUGAGUCUCCAGGAAGAGUUGACGAUCAGAGACACCCAACCUCACAGGGAGAGGAACAAGCCGUGUUUGACAUGGGGGGAUACGAGGAGUACCUACGAGAACAGGUAGGUGACCGGUGGUUCCGCUACAACCCCCGUCUCACCUGCAUUUACUGCUGCAAGUCCUUCAACCAGAAGGGCAGCCUAGAUCGCCACAUGCGCCUGCACAUGGGCAUUACCCCCUUCGUUUGCCGAAUCUGUGGGAAGAAGUACACCCGCAAGGACCAACUCGAGUACCACAUCCGUAAGCACACAGGAAACAAGCCCUUCCAUUGCCACGUCUGCGGCAAGAGCUUCCCGUUCCAGGCAAUCCUCAACCAGCACUUCCGCAAGAACCAUCCAGGCUGCGCCCCGCAGGAGGUGUCCCACAGUGCCUCACCCGAGACCACCACGGUCACCUCCCGUGGAGGCCAAAACGAAGAUGAGUCGCCCUCCCAGGAGGAUGCCGAAGGCAAUGGUGGAGGGGGAGGUGCCGGCUCGUCCUUCGGGGAAGGGGUCCAACCUUCGGUAUCCACCACUGGGCCCGACUGAAAGGCUUUGAAGGAAAACGUUACAAGUUUAGGGAGACACAGGACAGCGGGGUCCAACGGGACCUUUUCUUGAGAGCUCCCUCUGUCCCUUGUCUCCCACCAUCCACACUGAAAUUGCAAGUUGGAAGGAGUUGAGUGAUCAGGAGGUUCUCUCAGCUGCUGUCAACGAGGAACGGAUAAAAUAAGGGAGAGUCUUCUGCGUCCUACUUGGACAGAGAACCUCUAUUUUUUCCAGUGAUAACAAAGAUGCAAGGAACAAUUUGCUAGGAAUAGUAUUCUCUAGGGAUUUAUAAAUGGUAUUUCCGCUUUAAACCGCAUCUACCUUCACCAUACAAACUGAACAGGACAUCAAUAUAUGAAGACAAGCCACACUCCAACAACCUCACACACCACUGGAUGCAGUGAUUUUUGUUUUCUUUUUUUGUUUUUAGUCUUUCCUGUCUUUUAUAUGUUACAUUUUUUUAUAUUUUUGUACUACUACAGAUCUUUCAGGAUAAACUAAAAGAGAAGCUCUAGCUAUGAUUUGGUCAAAGUGCAUCGAAAUUGCCAAACUUCUCUGUGCCAGAAGAUGAGUUAUAAAAUGAGAGGACAUCGUAGUCCUUCGCUACUUUGCCUUGAGACAAUCUUGAUAAAUUAACCUGGGGCUAGACUUUGCACUCCCCAGCCAUGGCAAGCUUAGGAAAACGGGUUCAGUUUUUUAUUAGGGACCCUCAGGUCUGACCUAACAUCAGAUUCUUGAUUUAUUUUUAUUGUUUUGUGUUAAGUGCUGAUCCGGCCUGCCGUAGAACCGAAAUGCAUUCACAACAUGACAUACAGCGUGCUCAUAAUUAGCCUCAAUGCAGUGAAAUUGUAGGUAUAGAACUUCGGGUUUGCAACAAGAAACCAGUCACGUCAUAUUAUUUUACUUUUAAUGUUGGUGGAAAUACUGUGAUUUAGGCACGCUGGUGAAAAGACGAAGGUAAAGUAUAGCAGUGACAUAUGUAUUUAUUUCACAUUUGAUUCCCGUUAAAGCCUUCAUACAUCUCCGAACUCAACAACUCAGCUGCUGAAUGUUGACGAUACAGUGAUAUAAAAUACAGGAAAUCUUUCAACCUCAGAUAAGCUACAAUAGACCGCUCAGUUACCUCUCUCUCUCAUCACUACGCAAUACCGAUCUGUCGCACACAGAUGCGUGGAUGCACUCAGCCGAAUUUUAUGUUCAGUGUUUAUUUCUUUUCAUACGUUAAGUCGCUCGUUGACAUUCGCAAGUCUCACCAAAUUGUUUUACUGGUCUGGCGAUGUUUUGUUUGUAGGAAGGGGGAAAGGUGUCCCACAGAGGACGUAACCUUCUUCCGUUUUCUUGUUAAGAAAUUAGUCUAAGGCGGAGACGAACCAAAAAAACGGACUUGGUCGUCGAUGCUGUUUAGGAAAGCAGAAAUCGUAUGUCUGUGAUGACUGGGAAAUGCCGAAAUGCCACGGAAUGACUUUUGAGUGUAAGAUUUCCCUUCAUCUGAUGGAAGGCACUUUAACCUUGGGGUCAAGUGCCUUUACACUUGGCUUAUAAACAGAUGUUUCCAGCUGGUGCUAUGACGUGAAUUUACUGAAGCUUUCAGUAACCAAAGGAACCGAAAUUUAUUGUGGAAGAUCUUAAGAUUUAAGAGCGAAGAGGAAAACAAAAAGAGAUUACAUCAGGCACUUAAAGAAUGGGUGGGGGUGUUUUUUUUGUUUCGUUAUUAGAAUAUUUGUAUAUCUAUAUACAUGUGUCACUUAUGCAUAUUUAGACAAAUUUAUACUUAUAACUAUUCAGAGACAGUUUCUAGAACGAUCAACAAAAGCAAAAGCGUUUUAAGUGAAAGUAAAGCUGUUAUCAUUUUUAUAAGGCUGUGAAUCACACUUGGUUGUGACAGAUUUUUUAGGAAAGGGUUGAUGCAUAUAGAAAUCAGCUACUGAUGUUUCCAAUAGGGAUUUUGUGCACCUCACUUCAUAUAAACGCAGGUUAGAACUUGCUUUUACCAUUUCUCACAUCUGUGAACACAGGUCAGCAGGUAAACACUUCUUAUAAAUAUCAGGAACUCACUGUUUACUUUUUGUGUUUACCUUUUUUGGUUUGUACCAAGCAGAUUUUCUUGGAAUUCUAGCUCUGGGUAACUUGGGUCGACAUAUUUCACAAGUGCAGCAAAAAAAAAAAGAAAGAAAAAAAAGAAAGAAAGACAUACAUAUGAACAUUUCCUCUCAAUGUAAAUACCCAUGCCUCAGUCACAGUGAAAUACAAUCCUGAAACUGUAUAAUUUCACGUUUGUUGUACAGCGCAGAUCCCAGGUAAAUAGAAGAGCAUGUUAAUAUUGCUUUUAUUUGUCAAAAUGCAACCUCAUGAUAAUAGAGAAGGGCAAAUGAUUUUGUCUGUGAACAACAUAAUCAUAAUCUAAUAUGUUAUAAUAUAUCGAGAAAAGAUGUUUGUUUUAUGGACUUUGCCUUUACGUUGAAAUUUUAGAUUUGGGGCAUGGGCCUGUUUUGUGUAUGCCAAUCAUAUAAGGGUGAUAGUGACUUAAAUUAUCUCUACGUGAAUGAAUUAAUUGCAAUUUAAUAACAAGGGAUCUAUAUCUGUAAUCAGUCAUUCCAGUUACUGUACUGCACAUUUUAGCAGUCUAAAUUUAAUCAUAUUAAUUUGGGUUUUAGGGCUAAUGAUGACUUUGAGCAUGUUUUCCCUUUGUGCAUAUCUAUAGUUGACCUUCAAAACCAUGAUGGUUGACCAACCUGCCUGUUCUUUUUUUUUUAUUUUAAACAAUAUUAUUCAUUCAAAUAUUACGUUUGACUUUUGUAUUUGAUUUUAAGCUUUAAGUAACAUGGCGGAGGAUUAAUGUGUUGCUACAGUGUAUAUAUUAGGCUGUAAUAUUACAUGUUUCUGUAUGACAAUACAUCUACUGCAGUUUAUUGGUAUUGACUGAACAAGUCAUUUCUAACCAAAUUCUGUCUAAUCUUAACAGUGUUACAGAAUGUGUAGUUUCAAAUGGAACGGGACUACUUUCGAAGCAAUAUUUUACUCAUUUUCCAAUUCCUAAAUCUCUUUCAGAUGAAGUGGUGCAGAAUUAUAACACACCACAACCAACACAGCGUCUUUUAAAAAGUUGUGAAACUCAUACCCAAUUGAUUUUCACAAGAAAAAGCCGGAUCCUGGACUUGUAAAGCAGUUACACAUAUUGGCAAAAGUGAUCAAAUUUGUUUUAGCGAUUACAUUUACCUCAUGUUUUUUCGUUUGUUUGUUUUUCAUGGUCUGGCUUGUGAAAAGUAAUACAGUGCAUGUCUCUACUUAGUAGUUUUUUUGGUUUGUUUUUUUUUUUUUUUUUUUUUUUGAGAAGACCGAAUGACAACACUGAGCCAUAUCUUCAGAGUUUGUUCAGUCUCGUCACUCUGAAGCAAAUACUUUGUACAAGCGACACAUUUCAGAAGAGGACACUUCAAUGCAAAUAACCAACGUAUAUAUUUCAACACUUACGUCUGUCUGAAUAAGCAAGCAAACGUGAUGCUUUGUCAAAACAAACAAAAAAAAAAAGUUGUCAGUUGUUUUCUUACCUCAAAAGAGUCUUUGUACAAGGAAACAAGAAAUUGUUUUUCUACUGACCCUCAGUAGAAAUUGUUUUAUUUGCAUGUUGUCUUUGUCUUUUGUAACGGCCAAACAUAAAGACAUUUCCAGGCAUCUAAAUUUGCACCAAGAGAAGCCAAAAUAUCGACCUUUACGAUUUGUCUUGCUAUAUUGUUUUAUCUUGCAAAAAGCAAUAUAGUCUGUAAAGUUCUUUCCAUGUGUCUUAUGAGAUGUUAAUCACUUUAAUUUAAAAUCUUACUUUAGAAAUAUUUUAUUUUACAUAACCAUGAAAUAAAACUAAAUAUAAUAGGUAUUUUAUUGUUAAAAAAUGUCCAAAUUCCAAAACAAUUUUUUUUUCUUAGAGAUCAGUUACUCUAAUUAUAAUAGCAGUAUACUUAUCGAAAAGUGAAUGUUAAAAAGAAAUUAUAUUAAUAGGUGAUUAAGUAUAACUAAACAGUUUAUAAUUACUUAAUAUUUGAGACUUUUCACAUUUAAAAUGGUACAGGAAUCAGAAAGAUUAAGCAUUAAUAAUGUGAAUGCCAUUUUCACAAUAACCACUAUGUUUUUUUCCUCACUGGCAGUGUGUCAAGUCCAUUCUUCUAAAUAGAAAUAAAGCACUUUAAGUGUAACUGUGAAGGAUUUUUAAUUAUGUUCUUUAAAUGUAUACUUAUGUAAGCCCAGAUUGUGUGAUACUGCUAAACCCAAAUUUCUAAUAUGAAAAAAUAAACCUGUUUUAUCCUUGUUCUGUGCCUGUA
Molecule: messenger RNA, 7406 nt
Organism: Puntigrus tetrazona (Sumatra barb)
Lineage: Eukaryota; Metazoa; Chordata; Actinopteri; Cypriniformes; Cyprinidae
Gene: zbtb37
Product: zinc finger and BTB domain containing 37
Exons: 3
Coding region: 1528-3093 (521 amino acids)
Biological process (GO): regulation of transcription by RNA polymerase II
Molecular function (GO): RNA polymerase II cis-regulatory region sequence-specific DNA binding; protein binding; DNA-binding transcription factor activity, RNA polymerase II-specific
Source: RefSeq, a predicted model, not a curated record